CAGCAUCUUGCGUGGCGCCAGCUUAGUGGGAAAGGAUUGGGGAAGGAUAUAUAUAGAGACGAGCCCCGGGCAGAGACAUAACAGCUUCUCUCCAGUGCUGGGAAGGGAGCACGUGCACCAUGCGGUCCCUCAUAGCUAUAACUUUCGUGGCGGCGCUGAGUGUAGCUGCGGCUGCGCCCGGAGGUUGUUGUGGAGGUGGCCAUGGCUCCUACGGCAGCAGGGGAGGAGGAGGACAUGUAGGAGGAGGAGGAGGACAUGUAGGAGGAGGUGGCGGCCGAGGCGGUGGUGGCAGGAUUAUUAAGGCACAGCUUGUCGGAGUCGGCACUCUUCCCAGCAUCGGUGGAGGCGGCGGUGGAGGCUCGGGGGUAUAUGGCACCCGAGGCGGUGGCGGACACAGGUUCUCCAGAGGACCUAGUAUUGUCCGAGCUCAGCUGGUCGGCGUCGGCACCCUCCCAAGCACCGGCGGCUCAGGCGGUGGAGGUUACAGCUCACAUCGGGGCGGAUCUGGGGGCAGAUCACGCGGUCCUAGCAUUGUGCAGGCACAGCUGGUCGGCGUCGGCACCCUCCCAAGCACCGGCGGCUCAGGCGGUGGAGGUUACAGCCAUCACGGAGGAGGAUCUCGCGGCGGCUCCAGCAUCGUCCGCGCUCAGCUGGUCGGUGUCGGCACACUCCCGUCCCGCGGAGGAGGUGGACACGGGACUUCAACCGGCGGGGGAUACGGCCGCCAUGGCUGGUAAUGCGUUCCUUUCGAUACCAAAUUUGAUUGAGUGUUUACAGUGCGCACCGCUGUAACUCAGAUACAAAUACAAUAAAAUCCAGAAACUAA
This is a messenger RNA of Penaeus chinensis, 826 nucleotides long. RefSeq names its product ctenidin-1-like. The transcript has 2 exons. The record is from RefSeq and is a predicted model, not a curated record. Bases 120 to 737 code for a protein of 205 amino acids. NCBI's taxonomy places the organism in Eukaryota, Metazoa, Arthropoda, Malacostraca, Decapoda, Penaeidae.